Papilio polytes (common Mormon) is the source of this 743-nucleotide messenger RNA. Its product is annotated as protein lethal(2)essential for life-like. NCBI's taxonomy places the organism in Eukaryota, Metazoa, Arthropoda, Insecta, Lepidoptera, Papilionidae. The record is from RefSeq and is a predicted model, not a curated record. Gene Ontology annotation, biological process: protein refolding; response to heat. The transcript has a single exon. Gene Ontology annotation, molecular function: protein folding chaperone. The coding region runs from base 28 to 675 and encodes 215 amino acids.
CGUGUACUCUGUACUCACGAUUCUAGAAUGUUCUUCUCGAUUCACAUAGAAUCCAAAUACGACUCGGUACAUUGCCAGAUAUAUAAAUGCAGCUGUUGCUCACCACUUCAGUUACAAUUAAAACACAGUUCAGUAAACUACAGAACUAACGAAGCAAAUAUGUCAAUUAUUCCUUAUUUCUUCAACUACGAUUUACCAAGAUGGCCGCGUCGUCUACUCGACCAGAACUUCGGACUAACACUAAGCCCUCAAGAUUUAUUAUCAGCGAAAGUAAACCCUUUACUACCAAACUACAGUAUGUGGUGGCCACAAAGUACUGAAUCUAGUAUAAAAUUCGACAAAGACAAAUGGCAGAUCAACGUUGAUGUACAACAUUUCGCGCCUGAUGAAAUAACUGUCAAAAUUGCAAAUGGAUACAUUGUUAUUGAUGGAAAACAUGAAGAAAAGAAAGAUGAACACGGUUUUAUAUCCAGACAGUUUGUGAGGCGUUUUAAAUUGCCAGAUGGUAUAAAUCAGGAAGCUAUUGAAUCCAGAUUAUCUUCGGAUGGUGUGUUAACUGUUUUAGCACCAACGACGCCAUGUUUGAAAGGUGAAAGAGUAGUUCCUAUUGCUCACACUGGUCCUGUAAGGAAAGAAUUACAAGAUCCACCCAAAAGUGACGAAGAAACUAAUUAGUUUUUGUGUUUAAUUUUAUAGUGUGUUUGACGAUGAGACUGUUAUUGUUAUAUUAUGUCAUUUAAUUU